CUGUUCUUGUUUCCUUUUACUGAUUUUUUUUUUUACUUUCCCAAAGGUGUCUCUGCAACAUGGACCCACAGAAUCUAACACAUGUCUCUGAAUUCCUCCUGCUGGGCCUCUCAGAGGAUCCAGAACUGCAGCCCCUCCUCUUUGGACUGUUCCUGUCCAUGUACCUGCUCACUGUGCUUGGAAACCUGUUUAUUAUCCUGGCUGUGAGUUCUAACCUCCACCUUCACAUCCCCAUGUAUUUCUUCCUCUCCAACCUGUCCAUGGUUGACAUUGGUUUCACCUCUGUUACAAUUCCAAAGAUGCUUAUGGAUAUCCAUACACACCACAGAAUCAUCUCCUAUGGCGAUUGCCUGAUUCAGUUGUCUUUUUUUGUUUUUUUUGGAUGUAUGGACAAUCUACUCCUGGCAGUGAUGGCCUAUGACCGGUUUGUGGCCAUCUGUCAACCACUUCACUACCCAGUCAUCAUGAAUCCCAACCUCUGUGUCUUCAUGGUUUUAGUGUCUUUUUUUCUCAGCCUUUUGGACUCACAGUUGCACUGCUUGAUGGUGUCACAACUUACCUUCUGCACAGAAGUGGAAAUUCCUCAUUUCUUCUGUGAUCCUUCUCAACUCCUCAACCUUGUCUGUUCUAACACUACCACCAGAAAAAUACUAGUGUAUAUUAUUGGUGCCAUCCUGGCAGGUGUUCCAGUCUCAGUGAUCCUUUUCUCUUACACUCAAAUUGUUUCCUCCAUUCUGAGAAUACCAUUGUCAGGUGGGAAGUAUAAAGCCUUUUCCACCUGUGUUUCUCACCUGUCAGUGGUUUGCUUAUUUUAUGGCACAGCUAUUGGAGUGUACCUGAGUUCAGCUGUCUCAUCUUCUCUCAGGAGUGGAGCAGCAGCCACAGUGAUGUACUCCGUGGUCACCCCCCUCUUGAACCCCUUCAUCUACAGCCUGAGGAACAGAGAUAUCAAGAGAGCCCUGCAGAGACUCCUCAGCAGACCAGCAUAA
Messenger RNA from Trichechus manatus latirostris (Florida manatee), 989 nucleotides. Its product is annotated as olfactory receptor 7E24-like. Gene Ontology annotation, cellular component: plasma membrane. Gene Ontology annotation, molecular function: G protein-coupled receptor activity; olfactory receptor activity. Lineage: Eukaryota; Metazoa; Chordata; Mammalia; Sirenia; Trichechidae. The record is from RefSeq and is a predicted model, not a curated record. Gene Ontology annotation, biological process: G protein-coupled receptor signaling pathway. Bases 60 to 989 code for a protein of 309 amino acids. The transcript has a single exon.